AAUCUGCGGGAAUCGGAGCCCUUCAUUCCCGCAGAAAAACGGGUACUAACACGAUCUUUUGCAGGAACGGAUUAUUAAUAUGUCUACCACUAGAGUUGCAAUUGUGUCUGGGUCAAAUAGGGGGUUGGGGUUAGCUAUUGUAAGGGGGUUAUGCAAGGACUUUAAGGGUGAUGUUUACCUUUGUUCUCGGAGUGAGGCAUCGGGUAAGGAAGCUGUGAAAUCGCUUGAAACCGAAGGAUUGUGCCCGAAGUACCAUCAGCUCGAUAUCUGCGACGAAAAUAGUGUUUUAUCGCUCAAGGAAUUCCUGGUGAAGAAUUAUGGUGGGUUGGAUGUCUUGGUGAAUAACGCUGGCUUCGCUUAUAAAUCAGCGAGCACUGAACCAUUUGGUAAGCAAGCACGGGAUACAGUAGAUGUCAAUUACUACGGCACGCUUAAAAUAUCUAAUAUUUUGCUGCCAAUAAUGAAGAAAGGUGGUCGAGUGGUUAACGUGUCAAGUUUUGUGAGUUUGAUGUCAAUAAAGAAAUGCAGCGAGGAAUUGCAAAGUAUUUUCCGGUCCCAAACCAUCACAGAGGAGGAACUGAGCUCAAAAAUGGAGGAAUUUGUGGCUCAUGCUAGAGCUGGGGACCAUGUUACACAUGGGUGGCCCGACACUGCAUAUGGGGUGUCGAAGGUUGGGGUUUCCGUCAUGACGUGGAUACAAGCUCGGCAGAUGCGCAUGAGGGGCCUCGACGACGUUCUAAUCAACGCUUGUUGCCCAGGUUGGGUGAGAACGGACAUGGCGGGGCCAAAAGCGACAAAGUCUCCAGAUGAGGGCGCUAUAACACCUCUGUACUGUGCACUGCUACCAGAGGGAGCUAAAGAGCCGCAUGGGAAAUUCCUAUCGGACAAAACCAUCAAGGAAUGGUAACCAUGGAAACCGUGGAAAUGUAGUUAUUGAACUAAUCACACACAAUGAACCAUGAUUAAGUAAUGAUGUAUUUGUAUAUAUUAGUUAUUGUGGCAAGAAAUAUUCUUCAAAUCGUCUUUUUAAAAGUUCCAAAAACACAAUUCAAAUAUAAACAGUUCAUAUAUAUUUAUCACAAUUGUCUUCAUUUUCAAUCAACCAUUAGUAUGAUGUAUUUCGGCUGUUAUGUUUGUAUUAAAAUUGAACUGUUGUAUUGUUGUAAUAGUUAACAAAAUUGUUUGAAACCUCAUUUCAUUGAAAAGUGCAUAAAAUACAUUGUCAGUUUCAAUACGAGCACUACAGCUCAUAUUACUGUCUUAAACAAUUGUCAGAAGAUCCCUUUCACAUUUACAGUGCAGCUGAUGGCAACAAUACAUAUAUUACAAUUACAUAUGUACGACACAAUUGUCUUCUUUUAAAACUAAAACCAUCUUCAUAUAAAGACACUAUAUAUGGGAUAUUAUGUUUGUAUUGAAACUAGACCUCUUUCUACAUAAGAAUGAGUGUAAAUUUAAAUUGUUUGAAACUUUUUACGUUGCACGUUACUUACUAUGCCAACAUGUAGCAAAGCUUAAACUAAGCAUUUAUGAUUAUGUUACUGCAUGUUAUUUACUAUAAUUGUGAUUAAUCCUUUGCAGA
Ciona intestinalis (vase tunicate) is the source of this 1582-nucleotide messenger RNA. RefSeq names its product carbonyl reductase [NADPH] 1-like. Gene Ontology annotation, molecular function: carbonyl reductase (NADPH) activity. Lineage: Eukaryota; Metazoa; Chordata; Ascidiacea; Phlebobranchia; Cionidae. The record is from RefSeq and is a predicted model, not a curated record.